Molecule: messenger RNA, 408 nt
Organism: Anisakis simplex (herring worm)
Lineage: Eukaryota; Metazoa; Nematoda; Chromadorea; Rhabditida; Anisakidae
Source: the annotation of a GenBank genome assembly
GUCUCGGAGAGCAUUGAGCGAAAUGCGGCCGCAGCCGUUUGGCCACAUUUGUUUGCGGCCGGUCCAUCGGCAUUUACGAUUCCGCAGAAUGGCGCCUUGGCGGAUCCGAGUGCGUUCGCAAGCGCUGUGGCGGCAGCCGCUGCUUCGGCAGCCGUAGUGGCCGGAGCGAAUCCGGAGCUAGCACAUGCGCAACAACUCCAGAAUGCAUACCUAUCCUACCUGUUGAGUUCUUCACUCUCAAGCGCACAUCCGAAUGCAGUCGCAUCACCGUUACGUGUAAUGGCCUCACCGCACGAUAAUAAUGGUUCGUUCAUUUCAACAUCCUAUUUCUCGACUAUUUUCCAGAGUAACAACAAGACAUCGCCUCAAUUCGACAUGUUAAUAGCAGUAUCACCGAUAAUCUGUUAG